AUUCCCCUGGUGGACUGUGGAAGUGAUGAGAAGUGCAUCGCUGAUCUCUCUCUCAAAGCAGUGCCUAGUGUCAAUAAGAUGAUGAUCAGAACCAACAAAGACAAGAUCGACGUGAACAUCAACGUGAGGAACAGCAAGGACAACGCGUACAACACCAAAGUCAUCCUCAGCUUCUCCCCAAACAUCAACUACGUUAAAGUGGAGCCGGAGAAAGCGUGCACGCUGAAUCACACGAAGGUGGAGUGUGCGGUUGGAUACCCUUUCUUAGGAAGCAAUGUAGAGGAAGACUUCAAAGUGAGAUUUGAGGUGAAUCCCAAACACAUCCAGGACGUGAUUCAGAUCAACGUGACGGCCACGAGUGACAGUGAGGAGCUGGAGUCGACGCUGCACGAUAACUCGGUGCAGAUCUCCAUCCCCGUGAAGUACCAAGCUGGAAUCAUCUUCACUGUGCGUCCUAUGGAUGAACACGUGGUGGUGAAAGACGGUGAGACAUUUGCGAGUUCGUUCAACGAAACAAAGAUGAUCGGAGAGGAGGUCAUCAUCAGCUACACG
Molecule: messenger RNA, 552 nt
Organism: Notothenia coriiceps (black rockcod)
Lineage: Eukaryota; Metazoa; Chordata; Actinopteri; Perciformes; Nototheniidae
Product: integrin alpha-1-like
Exons: 6
Biological process (GO): cell-cell adhesion; integrin-mediated signaling pathway; cell-matrix adhesion
Cellular component (GO): external side of plasma membrane; integrin complex
Molecular function (GO): integrin binding
Source: RefSeq, a predicted model, not a curated record